AUGAUAAGAAUUCGUGUUGGUUUGAUUCCCCAUGAAUUGGGAGAAUUGGCGAUUCUCAAUCUUUUGGACCUGUCUAAAAAUAAUCUCACUUCUAUGAUACCAACUUCGAUUGCAACUCGUUGCCUGAACUUGACCAAUCUCGACUUGAGUUCCAUCAGGCUCAACGGAGAAAUCCCACCUGAAUUAGGGACAGAUUCAAAUGCUCAAGGUUGUAAGGUUGCACGGAACCAACUUGACCGGCCCGAUACCAGAUACUCUAGGACUUUGUCAACCUCUCACGGAUCUGAUUGUCUGGGCAGUUGUACAAAUCUCACCGUGUUGGAGUUCGCCAACAAUCUACUCAGCGACCCAACUACGAGUUCUUUGGGCAAUUUGAUGAAUAUGGGCCGACUGGAUGUCAAAAGCAAUCAAUGCACUGGCAUCAUUCCUCCCGAGUUCGGCCAACUUCGACAAGUCUCGGUAAUCUACAUUGAGUACAUUCCCUCGGGUUCUAUUCCGAGUCGAAUUCAACUUCAUUUCCACUCAUACGCGUUGUUAGUACUGAAGCGUGAUGCCAGCUCCCCAUACGCGAUCCAACAAAACCAGAACAACUCAGACCGUAUGGGUCCCUUCGCCUUCCUUGAUGACAAUGCGCUACGGAAGGACUGA
This is a messenger RNA of Marchantia polymorpha subsp. ruderalis, 648 nucleotides long. NCBI's taxonomy places the organism in Eukaryota, Viridiplantae, Streptophyta, Marchantiopsida, Marchantiales, Marchantiaceae. The record is from the annotation of a GenBank genome assembly.